Molecule: messenger RNA, 1092 nt
Organism: Aspergillus chevalieri
Lineage: Eukaryota; Fungi; Ascomycota; Eurotiomycetes; Eurotiales; Aspergillaceae
Exons: 1
Coding region: 1-1092 (363 amino acids)
Source: RefSeq, a predicted model, not a curated record
AUGUCUUCCGGGGCUGUCAUCUCGGAUCAAAUGCCUGGCAAACGACCUUUAUGGUCGCGGCGGCUAACGGAUGAGUCCACUCUGAACACUUCUUUCGAUAAUUGUAACCAUGGGUCACAGAGGUUUAAAGGGACCUCGAAGCCAAGAAUAUAUACUAGGCCACUACCCAAGAAGACCUCUCUGGACGAUGCGCCCUCAAUGACUCUAAUCAACUCUUCACGAUCCGCGGGCGAUCGUGAUAGUCUAGGAAUCCACACGACUACUGAGAGGCGAAAUCAGUGUGAUCCAUUUACCGGGUCCGGCGAAUUUAACCCUCAUAGUCGACUUCCAAGUACAACCAAUCAAAUCACGGCCUGCAACCCAAGUACGAGAAAGCCAACCUCCAAGUACAUUGAUUCCUCGCGUCACGCGCCUCGCACUUAUGCACCUGUGGGCCAGUCUUAUCAAACAUCGCUCGUUGAAAGCCAUUGCUCCGAGGGCAAGAACUCUUUUGACGGAGAGUCUCUAGCCCGAUCAAGCUCCGACACUUUUCAACCCUUCGUGCGUGCUCAGGCACCGCGACUGUCGCUGCAAAUCCAUGACGGUUCAUCUACACCGUUGCCUACAAUCUCGCAGACGAACGUCACAGGUCGAUCAUCAUUUGGAUAUGCAAGAGAUAAUGGUAGUGCCCUUGAUACCCCUUCUCCGAUAUCCAGGUCAUCACUGGAUUUUGUGUUCCGAUCCAAGACUCGGACCAGUGUUGACCCCGUAUCUCGGGCAGCUACAAUCCAGGCGGCGCGUCAAGCUUUCGAGGAGAAGCAAGAAGCCAAAAAUCGCAAACUUGAACAACAACAGAUGAAAGAAGAAGAAAAACAGACGCGCCGCAGGGAAAAGCAGUACUGGCGAACAUCGAUGAGAGAUGAUGAGAUGCAUUCGUCAACGCCUGAGGAAAAGACUGACCCGGCGGAAACGCCUCAUGCUACCACCGCUUCCCAGCAGCAGUCAACCUCGAUAUCAUGGAAAUCUCGAUCCAAAAACACUUGGAUGAUUUUCAUAGUCUGGCUACGAACCAGAGUCUUUAAAUUGCGAAGAAAAAUAAGAAAAAUGCAAUAA